Syngnathus acus (greater pipefish) is the source of this 4417-nucleotide messenger RNA. It is a transcript of the gene perm1a, whose product is annotated as PPARGC1 and ESRR induced regulator, muscle 1. The coding region runs from base 159 to 3164 and encodes 1001 amino acids. The record is from RefSeq and is a predicted model, not a curated record. NCBI's taxonomy places the organism in Eukaryota, Metazoa, Chordata, Actinopteri, Syngnathiformes, Syngnathidae. Gene Ontology annotation, cellular component: nucleus; cytoplasm. Gene Ontology annotation, biological process: response to muscle activity; regulation of DNA-templated transcription. The transcript is spliced from 4 exons.
UAUUUAUCAAAUCAUGAGGCUUGUUGUGACGGGUGCAAAAAAAAGGACGCCCACCUCAAGAAGUGCAACAUGGUGCCGUACAAACUGCAGACCUGCGGACCUUCAGAACCUCCCAAGGAUCCUAGCAAGUCAGGUUGCACUGAGUGCCCCAAGUUUAAAUGGAGGACUUGGAGUUCAGCGUGGAAAUCUGUGACCGUGACUGGCAAUGCUUUUUUGAGAUGUGCGAGGAGUGCGACUUGCAUCCUCCAUCGCUGGCGACAGCGGACGACUCUGGGCUGAGUGAUGGCGAUCACACAAAGUCAGCACCGCUAGAACGUGCCCCAGAACCCCAUCUGACCGGAUGCUACUCAGAGGCCGAAUGCUCUUUGGACAACAUACAUGACUGCAAGGGCUUGGACGUGAAGACCCAACGUGGUGAACCGGCCACCAGUGGAAUGGAGAGCAUCCUGUCGGGAAGUGAGGAAGAUAUCCACCUGCAGUCCGUCAAUAUGUUCUUCGAAGGGGUGACAAAGCGGGCAAUCGCUGGCAAAAACAAAGCGUCAAAGCAGCAGGAGGAUGGACUUUGCAGCAAUGGGAUGGAAGCCAGCUCCGAGCUGCCCGCCAGGGAUGAAACAAUAGUUGUCAAAAAGAACGACCUUGACAAAAUGGACACUCUAAAAAAAGCCCAGCUUGUUUCUUAUACUUUACAAGAGCCUCCAUCCUGCAGCUCAGAACUCAUGACUGCCAGGUCAAGUCAUACUGAGUCUCUUCAUAAACCUGAGGCGUCCUUCAGCCUUCAUGUGUCACAAAUAACCACAGUCAGCACAAAAGAAGUCCUUAGCCCAUCAUCAUCACCGGCCACCAUGAAAAGGAAGAGAAGGAAGAAGAGAUCGCACAGCAUGCCCACAUCCCAGAGUAGACUUGAGCGAAGGACAGAUGACGAACAGAGUUUUUCUCCAUCCUAUCGUGACAUCAAGGUAUUAUCCUCAAAUGUGUUGCAAAAAACGGAUGAGUUAGCCACAACCGCAUUCCCGUGUGGAGGUACCUGUCAACAUGGAAGUAAUCUAGUGAGCUUUAUACAUCCAAGUUGUGAAGACCAAUUCAAUCUAGAAGACAGUAGAUCAAAAGUCCAAACACCUACUAGGGGAGCACACUUGGAUAAUGAUGGGGAUGAUGUGGAUGGUGGCCAAGGUGACACCCUAUCUGCUGCUAAGUCCGUCCUGGCCGUGGAGGCUUUACAUUCUGGCAGAGACGAGCACGCAUGGUGUCAAAGACAGACUGAGCACCAGCAACAGCUGGAGAUGGAAACUCACCAUCAGGACCAAAAUAGCCAUGACGUUUUGUCCGUAGCGCAAACGCAGAAGUCAACCUUUCCCAAUCCAGGACUCCAGAUGGGCGAAAUCACUCGCUCUCCAGUAGAUGAGAUGGUAACCAAAGUCACCUGUGCUGAAUUAACAUCUGACUCCAUGGAAUUAUCAGAUCAUAAAAGGAUUUCAUCAGAAAGACCUUCCGGUUUAGCUCUCAAGGAAACAGAACAUCACGUAGAAAGGAAUAAAUGCGAUAAUGAAGACUGUGAGAUUAGCUCUUUUGCCGAUCAUUUUACACAUAAGAAAGAAAUAACUCCAGAGUUUGAAAACAAAAGGCCCGUACAGUCACCAUCCAAUACAAAUAUUGCUGGCCCAUGUUCACGUCCCUGUCAAGAUCCCGAUCCAGUUGAUAGAUGUGCCUCAGUCAUGGUCACACAUGAAGAAAGAGCUCACGGCACAGGACAAAUGAGAAGAGAUUUAAAGGCCGGAGAUGAGGCUGUGCUCUCAACGUCGUGUGCGCCUGAAGAUACGCCAAAUUCCAAACAUCCAAUUUUUGUCAUGUCUUCUUUUUGGAGUGAGAUGGAAAAGCUGACAAUUAAUGACAUCAUGGGUCUAAGGAAGACGAAUGAGGAGACAGACGAGAGCAAUUCCGGUCUUUCCUCCCAAUGUGUUAAGUCCAAGGCACUGCCAACUGGUGAGAACACUUGUGGCCAUCUUGAUUCCACUUCUUCAAAGCUGCUGUGGGAGAACGAACCUGUUGACGUGUAUACCGACAAAGCGGAGGAGACUUCGUUCAUUGGCUCACCCAGACAAGGAAGCCCACCAAAGAACCUCCGAAAGAUAUCGAAAAACGCAAGCGUGCACAAUCUGCGAGCUUUAGAUUCUCUGGAACCGCACAACCAAGCAAAGAAAGGACAAACUUUACAAACGUUAAAAGAAGUUGAGAUGAAAGAAGUAGACGAACACGAUCUAGCUUCGACGCGCAGCUAUAGUUUCUCUCUUUCUGAUAUAUUUCAGUUUCUACUUGGUGGAAAACAACAAAUCCACAGCGGAUCAGUGAAAGAUGACGUCAACAUGGAUGGAAAUUCACUCCCAGAAACUUACGAUCAUUUCUUUGCAGAGUUUGGGAUAGAAAACUUCUUCUACCCUUUUGUUACAGAAGAGGCGCUAGAGCUAACGUCCGCACAGACAAAUUUACACUUGCCAGACGCCUAUGAGUAUUUCUUUGCAUCCUCUUCUUCCGACGAUUCCACAGGCGAGGAGGAGGAGGAGGAGGAGGAUGAAAGUUGUGGUCCAGUGAGGGUGGUAAGCAGGUUUAGCCAAAAACUAAACACCACUCAAACCUUGACGGACAAUUAUGAGAAUUUCUUUUGUGACAGUGACAUGCGAGAGAAUUUCUUUAGGACAGCGACAUUCUCCUUCAGGAAUUUUCAUCUCACUGGAGGUGCGGUACAAAGCAAGAGGUCACUCCCAUCAUCAAUUGUAGACGUGGGACAGAAUACGCAAAGGGCGCAUCCUUCUCAUGAUUUAGGGCACAUUGACUUUCCUGAUUUGCUCAUCCAACAAAGAGAAAACAUGAUCACCACACGGAUGUUGCCGCCACAACUACAAUAUGAAGACAUAGGAAGAGCUGUUCCAAAUCCAAGGACAGAUGUAGCCCUGCUGCCUCUCAGACAAUCAGAUAUGUGUCUGGUCUGUAUUGCGUUCGCUUCCUGGGUGCUGAAAACAGCAAAUCCGCAAGUUGGAGACAUGUGGAAGGCUGUUCUGCUGGCUAAUGUAAGCGCUUUGUCAGCCAUUCGAUACCUGCGGAAGAACAUCAAGGUGGAGGUGGAAGACGCUCAGAAGAUAGAGCAUCUUACCACACACGGGGGUACUUGAUCACUUUACUAAGUCUUUUCCUUUUGGGAAAAAAGUAAGCAAGUAGAAGUGACAGACUGACACUAUGCUUUGAAGUUUGCUUUUACUAUAUCAUACUGACACAAGAAAAUACUGCAAAAGUUGAUGGAAGGCAAUUCAUGCAGCAAAAAAGUAAAUCGCUUCUCCUGAAGAUUGAGAGGACAAAAGGAUAUGAGGGAGCAACACUGUUCCUGAUAAACUGGCUAGUUCUAAAUUUGCUAGUUCAAUCAUUCAAAAGUUGGAAGCAACAAUUGCUGUCACCGAGAGCACCUCAAUAGCUUAGCUGACUAAUAUUGCUAGCACCAUUGAGAGAAAUUAAACUUCAUAUUAACAGAUGUUUGUAUUUUUGUGAAGCAGCUAACAAAGGCAUGCCAAUAGUCUACAGCUCAUACAAGUAUACAUGAUUAUCUUGGAGCAGAAAAAGAUGUACCUGUGUAUUUUGAGGAAUUCCGCUGAUGAUGACAUACUCCAUCCUGCAUGUCCUAAGUGCCAACAAGUCCCUGCAUGCUGCAAAUCUCCAUUUGGGCCAGAAAGUCUUUUCCUUUGUAUAUUGUGUGUCUUCUGGCCCUGGUUAAAAACAGGAGCAGGUGAACAAAAUCAUCUUUCUCCCUCCCACUUGAACUGUUCCAGGCAAGCAUUGCACAGCAAGUCAUCAUUAUUUUAUUUGAGGCUGGCUGUCAAUCAAAUUUCUUUAGUCACCCAAGCAUAAUGCAACUAACUCCGAGAUGGCGACCACUGAGGUGUUUGAAAUCAUGGUAAAACAUCCAUUAAAUUGGGAAGCCAAGAAUGUGGCAGGCAACUUAGGUAGUAAAGUGAUUUGCCUCGCUGCAUUUGGGGUGUGGCAUAACGUGUGGUGAGUUAAUUCGAUAAAUAAAUGCCACUUUGCACAAAAAGUAAAUGCAGAAUUGCAAACUACUUUUGUUGGCUACUGAUUUAAAUAUUUUAAUGCACAAACAAAAAGGACCAAACCCAGUUUUUGAUACGCGCGUGCGUCUUUUUGCAGUGACUUGUUUUAAUUGGUCACUAAACAUGCCUGGGAAAAACGCCUAUAUAUUUUGCUCAAAUGUUGUAAGGAAUGUUGUAUACUAUUCAAGCGCUAGAGGGCAGCAUAUGAUCACGAGACAUGCAGGAAAAUGCAUACGUUGACAGAAAAAUAUUGAAAAAGCACCUUAUGCUGUCCUUUCGUGAUUUAAUCCUGCAGGUGAAAAUGUAGAAAAAUAAAAUGUCUUAUUUGA